Molecule: messenger RNA, 2794 nt
Organism: Lampris incognitus (smalleye Pacific opah)
Lineage: Eukaryota; Metazoa; Chordata; Actinopteri; Lampriformes; Lampridae
Gene: csrnp3
Product: cysteine-serine-rich nuclear protein 3
Exons: 7
Coding region: 513-2384 (623 amino acids)
Biological process (GO): regulation of transcription by RNA polymerase II
Cellular component (GO): nucleus
Molecular function (GO): DNA-binding transcription factor activity, RNA polymerase II-specific; sequence-specific DNA binding
Source: RefSeq, a predicted model, not a curated record
UUAGGGUGUACGGCGGGCGGCGCGGGGCCGGGUCCCGGUUUGUGGACGCGGGAUUGGACGGAGGGAGUCACGUUGUCUGCGGAGCUGUCAGGCCGCUGCCGUGGCCGGUGCCGCACCAUUGUUCCCCCGGCAGCCGGAAGGAGCAGGAGAAGAAGAAGACGACGAAGAAGAAGAAGAAGAAGAAGAAGCGCGUCUGACGGCGCCGCGGGUGCGCGAGAUCCGCCGGGCGUCCAGUCGUACAUUGCGGAUCGAGUCGCUCGUGCGACGCGCCAGAGCGAGCGGAGUUUGUGUGAAGCGGCGGGAGGCGCGGUAAUGGUUUAAAGAGGGGGAUUCGCGAGUCCGCCGGGAAAGGGGGGCGGGAGGAGGAGGAGGAAGAAGAGGGGGGACGUCAGUGACCAAGCAUUUACCCGUGACACGGAAUGAAUGAAUAGAGGCGGCUGGGUGCAGUAAAACAUCUUUUAUUUAAGACGCCACCCUUCUAUCAUCCAUCCACAGAUGAGCUCCCAUCUUUGAUGGUGCAGAUGCGAAGGGCCAUGAGCGGAAUACUGAAGAGGAAGUUUGAGGAGGUGGAGGCCUCCUCCUCCCCGUGCUCUUCCUUGCGGGAGUCUGAUGACGAGGUCUCCUGCAGCGAAAGUGGGGACAGCAGCGACAGCGUCAACCCCUCGGCCUCGGGCCCCUUUACCCCUGACUCGAUUCUGAAGAGGGAGAAGCGCCUGCGCACCAGGCGGGUGCAUUUUGAGAAUGUGACGGUGUACUACUUCGGCCGGCGGCAGGGCUUCACCAGCGUGCCCAGCCAGGGUGGCAGCACACUGGGCAUGUCCAACAGGCACAGCUGGGUCAGACAGUACUCCCUGGGGGAGUUUGCCCUGGAGCAGGAGAGGAUCCACAGGGACAUGCUCAGAGACCACCUGAAGGAGGAGAAACUCAAUUCUAUCAAACUCAAGCUGACUAAGAAUGGCACCGUGGAGUCGGAGGAGGCCAACACGCUGACAGCAGAGGACAUUUCCGAUGACGACAUCGACCUGGACAACACAGAGGUCGACGAGUAUUUCUUCCUGCAGCCCCUCACCACCAAGAAGCGGAGGGCUCUGCUGCGCUCCUCUGGGGUGAAGAAGAUUGACGUAGAGGAGAAACAUGAGCUGCGGGCCAUCCGGAUGUCCAGGGAGGACUGUGGCUGUGACUGCCGAGUCUUCUGUGACCCAGAGACCUGUGCCUGCAGCGAAGCGGGGAUCAAGUGCCAGGUGGAUCGUAUGUCAUUUCCAUGUGGCUGUACAAAGGAGGGCUGUAGCAACGCAGCAGGACGAGUGGAGUUCAACCCCAUCCGGGUUCGGACACAUUUCCUGCACACCAUCAUGAAACUGGAGCUGGAAAAGAGUCGCGAGCAGCAGCAGGCCUCCCCCACCAACGGUUACCAUGGUGAAAACAACGGCCUGGGAAACGGCAACCCCCUCGUCCAGUCCCAGCACAGCUUGGAGUAUCCUCUUUCCGACGCGGUGCCGCAGAAAAGCAUCAUGCACCUGCAGACGGCAGAUGAGAUGGACGAGCCGUUGGACGAUGAAGAUGAGGAUGAGGAUGAAGAAGAUGAGGACGAAGAGGAGGAGAAUGAGGAAGACGAAGAGGACAGCAGCAGUGUGUACAGCGGCCUGUCUGACUCCAGCACUCAGAGUCUAGCCAACAGCGAAUCUGAGGACGACGAGGACGAGGACGACGACGAAACGAAGUCGGAGAACUUUGAGGACGGGCUGGCGCCGCCGUCCGUGACCCACGCCGAGGUGGUACCCUUGUCUUCUGUGUUGUGCUACAACGAUGGCUCCGUGGCCCAUGACAACCACAUGAACGGAAACGCCUAUUUAAUCAACUCCUCUUCACCGGAGUACUAUCAGCUGGAGAGCUCCGGUGCUGCCCCGGCCAACGGCCCGGCCAGCCAGCCCAGUGAACCCUACGGAGAGGCCUUAGUAUUUCAAGACACAGCCACCGCUACCAACGGCAGCAUGCCUCAAGGACCAUUCACCGUGACCGGUGAGCAGUACACGGACUACCCUAACCAGGCCGAGGAGCGAUACGCCGCCAAUCGCCACUUCCCCCCGACCAACGGCACCGCGCCCGCCCCGCUGCCGUGCUGCACACCUGAGCAGCAGAAAAAAAUCCUGCCCAAACCAGCCUUCAUGGAGCAGCACGGGGUGCAGAACCAGAACCAGAUGGAAAUCCAGAACUACAUGAACAAUAACUCACAGGGCUCCUUUGGAAAUAAUGGCACUUGUCUAGUAGCCGAGCAACCACAGGAAGCGGCUAACGUUAAUGGGCAUUCUGAAGUACCCUUACUAGCAGAAAAUGCAAAGACCCUCCCAUUACCAGACCAUUGUCCCGAGGUCACGGCGGUGUAGUGGGCCUCGCCCUUUUUAAGUGUUCUCUCAUUCUGUGUCUUCACUUGAGAACAAAGCCGACCGCGUGGCGUUCCAAGGGAACACAUUCAUGGCCUUCUACGUUAUCUGACCUUAAUUUGAAAGCGACUGAAAAGAAACCACAGCACAUCUUCAUCAGUAGCCGCUCAGCCGCAGGUUGUAUUCAGUUAUCCACCAAGUUUCUCCAUCACAGCAUUCUUCUGCACUGCGUCGGUAGGUAGGUCAGAACAUCAGAAGUAUAAUACUGUGCAAUGUAUCACGUACGUUCAGAUGUAAAGUUCUAGUUUUCAGCAGAUAUUGUACCGUAGAUGCAACUUUUCUAUGUCUACUGUAUGUGUCAAAUGUGCAAAAGAAAAAAGAAAAAAAGAAAAAAAAAGGUUUAUUGUCACAGU